UGCUGGAUUUGAAGUGAACCAUGCAAUUACAUAAACAUAGGCGCAGCCAGUCCACCAGUGAGUGGAAAGGCAUGGAUGUUAGAGGAUUAUCUAAACAGUCGAACACUUUUUCCAUGUGUGUGUAAGAAAAAGCUUGGAAUACUUGGGCUAACCCUCCUCCUUGCUGCCACUUCUGUAGAGGCCAGUCAGGAGAAGCCCAGAAGGAAAGAUCCAGAAUUUCUGUUUGUGAUUUGGGAAACUGACAGACAACAAGCUUGACAGUGGCUUUGGUAAACUCACAUCUUCUUUACUACUCUCGCCUCUCCAGAAAGCUGAAUGGCAGGCGGGAUGCUGAGCUGACCGAACCAUCCGGCCUAGGAAAACCAAACUAAGCCAUAUGCUGCAGAAGGAAAGAUUUGUCUUGAGACAUUGACUGUGUGCCUGGGAGUGCUGCAAAACUUCAGAUGUGCUGUGCUCCCCCCCCCCUUUAAUAUAUAUAUAUAUAGCAACAACUUCUAAAUCGGUGGAAAUGUUACCGUGCUGCAUUUUUCUUACAGCUAUGCAAUGCAAAGAUGGCUUGGGCUUCUCAAAGAUGUGCUUGGAGACACACAUAAAAUAUACAGCAACAGUGACAAAAAAUCAUAUCCAGCACUUCUCUGCGGGGGGGAAAAUUCCACUGAAAAUUAGCAAGUCAUGAGACAUGAGAUUGUUAUUUGUCAACUUAAGGGCUGUGUCUUAAAUCUCAGUUUUUCGGUAGUGUGUUAUUUUUGUAUGGGACAGGGUGAAGAGAAGCAACAUCAUAUUGGCAAGUGAGUCCUGCCCUUGCCUGUACUUUUUUCCUUCGGCAAGAAAUUUAACUGCAACAAUGAAGAAAAAGCUUUUGCAAUAGCUAUGGCAAAUUGACAGGGGACGGAAGAUUACUUGAUUGCUGAAGAUGGAGCGGCAGAACAGCUCCAAGACUCGGAAAUCUAAGACGCUGCGCUCCAUUUCACGCUCCCUGAUCCUCUGCAAUGGCAAGAGCAGUGACGACGGAUCAAGCCCUGAUGAGAAGUACCCCAACCCCUUUGAGAGUCAGGCCAACUGGGGUCAAGAGGAAGCAAGCCACUGCCCUCGCCUUCAAUUAGUAUGCACUUCAUCGACUGACGAUGGCCCUCCUGAUCCACUUAUGCUCACCAGCAUGGUGCAGCUGAGAGCCUCAGCCAGUGAUAGCUGCAAGAAUAUGAGGAGAAAGUUCUUCAUAAAGGACAGCUGCAUUUGGAAACUCUGCAUUGCCACCGGAAAUGAUGGUCUGGGAAUCCAAGUCUCUAGAACCCCCAACUGUUCAACUUUUGGAAAAGAAUUCACCGUGAGCCACAUGAUUGAUGGAGGAGCUGCCCAGAGGGAUGGCCGCCUGAACCCUGGCGAUGAGCUUUUAACUGUUAAUGGACAAUCUCUUAAAGAGCUCUCCAGCAAAGAGGCAGUAUCGCUCAUCCAGUCAGCAAAAGGCUUGGUAAAUUUAGUAAUUGCUAACAAGGAAUCCUCAGUUUGCUCACGCAAAGUGCAGUCUACUAAACAGGAGGUGCAAAAUGGCUCCAUUCUGCAGACAAAAGCCAAAUGCCAGAGGACUCGCAGUAAUUCAGCCAGUGUGAGUCCCUACUGGAUAGGGGAUAUCGAUGGCCCCAUGGCCAAAAAAUCAGCCUCCCGGUACAGACAGUCCCACUCUCUUUACAGCAACAGAAAGUCCCUUUCUCAGCAGCUGGACAGCUCAGUGGGAAGAGCUCCUCCCCUUUCCAGAUCUUCUCGAUCCUUAAGUACAGUCCAGCUAAUGCACGCAUCAUGUGGAUUACAGGCAUCCUUCAUUUCCAAUAUUGUUUUAAUGAAAGGCCAGGGGAAGGGGCUGGGUUUCAGCAUUGUGGGAGGUCAAGACAGCAUUUAUGGCCCCAUUGGCAUAUAUGUGAAGACGAUCUUUUCCCAGGGAGCUGCUGCUGCUGAUGGAAGGCUGCAAGAAGGGGAUGAAAUCCUAGAACUGAAUGGAGAAUUGAUGUACGGACUCACCCAUUAUGAAGCUCUUCAGAAAUUCAAGCAGGCCAAGAAAGGUCUUCUCACGCUCACAGUCCGGACAAGCUUCAGCACCCCACAUUCUGCUGGAAGCUAUUUAUCCUCCCAACUCUGCCGUUCCUUAAGCACCAGCAUGUGCCUCGCCAAGGAGAACAGCUCCUUUGCUUCGGAAACAGUCCCAUUCCCCUUGAGUGCCACUAACCCCAAGGACAGGAUCAUCGUGGAAGUGUUUUUAAAUAAAGAGGCUGGUGUGGGUUUAGGCAUCGGAUUAUGCAGCAUCCCUUAUUUCCAGUGCAUUUCAGGAGUUUUCAUCCAUGCGCUUUCUCCAGGCUCUGUGGCUCAUUUGGACGGGAGGCUCAGGUGUGGAGAUGAAAUCAUUGAAAUCAAUGAAGCAUCAGUUCAAAAUAUGUCCCUCAAUGAAGUUCAUGCGCUUCUAAGCCACUGCAAUCCGGGGACCGUGCAGAUUAUUAUCAGUAGGCAUCCUGACCCACAGGUCUCCGAACGGCAGCUAAAGAUGGCUGUUUUGCAAGCUGUAGAAAACAACAGGUUAGAAAGAGAGCGGUACCACUGGAGUACAGAAGGUGUCAAACGUCUGGAAAACAGUUGGCAUAAGAAACCACCGUGUGAAAGAUACUCUGAAAAGAAUGCUUCUCACUGCAACCACCAUUCCCAAAAGAUUAUGAUCCGUUCCAGUAGUGACAGCAGUUACAAGCCCAGGUCAUCAUAUAGAAAUGGGAUUGCCCACCAGCUAGCUGAUUUGAAACCAAAAGGACACAGUAUUGAUAUACCAGUCACCAGGCAGCCGGACUCAUUGUUUUCUUCCUCCAGAACUAGUUUGGAGAAUGACUCCUCCCCACCAACCCUUAAGGAAACCAGCCACCUUUCACAAAAUAGCACAAAGAAGUCCACGGAGAUCCUUGUCAGAAAACCUAGGUCAUCGAAACCCAAACCUCCACCAAGGAAGUAUUUCAAACAAGACAGGGCUGUCAAUGAGCAGAAUAGUGGAGAUGCCAAUGAUGGGCACAUUCUGCAAGGGGAUGGGAGCCCACCUUCUUCAGAUGCUCAGGAAGUAGAAGACCUGCUGCGGCAAAGAAAUAAAACAGUUGUAACUCAUGGUGCAUUUGCAAGUUCUUUAGUGCCAAGAGCUGUGGAGCAGUCAGAUACAGGAGCUGCGUACCAAGAAAAGAAAGUCAACAAAGGAAAGACUGUCCUAGCAGCUCAAAGACCUGCUCUCAGAAGACAGACAAAGGUAGAUUAUAGCCUUGAGAUUGCAACUGAAGACCCUUGGGUUAGAAUUUCUGACUGCAUAAAAAGCUUGUUUAAUCCCAGUAUGUUAGAAGAUGACCAUCCUUUGGGAUUGCACCAUGCCAAAGACACAAAUGAAGGUAAUCAAACCUCCAGUUGCCCAGAAGCAGGAUUUCAAAGAUCAAACACAGACGAAGUCAAUUCAGAAGCACUGAGGUCAUCUGAUGAAAGUGAUUUUGUGAAGAAAGGUCCCCCGGUAGCACCUAAACCAGCCUGGUUUCGUCAAAGCCUAAAAAGCUUGAAGAAAGGAAAGUCAAAUACAACAGUUCUCAAAAAUGUUGAUGACCACCAUCAGAACGUGUCUGACAAUGAACUGGAUUGUAUUUCCAGAGUAAUUCGGGCCUCACCUAGAGGGUCAUCAAUAAAGCAAAGAAUAAGCUCCUUUGAAAGUUUGGGCACUCCUCAAGCUCAAGAGAAGGGAAACCAAAAACUUAGCCCAAAGCUGUUGGUUCAGAAGGAAGCAUCUCCUGAUAGAAAGGAACCCAAGUGGGCCACAGCUCAUUUUCACCAAGUUUCAACCAGCAACACUGAUAACUAUGAAGUUUCUGAAAACACCUCCCUUCACCUGUCUCUAGAUGCAAGUAGCAUAGAUUCGUCUUGCAGUUCAAGAGAGGAAUAUGUGUCUAGUCCAAAGAGAAGCAACACCGCCACCACCGAGUGUUCUCUGGAUUUGUUUCAACUGCAAAACACAGAACCUUUUUCACAAAUUAAAAAAAUGCCAAGUCAAAGAGCACGCAGUUUCCCACUUACAUCAGCGCAGUCCUGUGAGAUGCUGAAAACCAGUGGAGAAAAAUGCAGUAAAAUUGAUUCCAUAAGCAACCACUUCUCAUCAGCUUUAAUGAAAUCAUUGCAUUCCCUUCCUCAGUCUCCACUAUGUCUUGGGAAAAACCCAUGGAAGUCACAAGAUGGGAUCCCAAAGUCUGACUCAGAAGACAAUGGUUCAGCUCCCUUCCAUGCAAGUGCUGCUUAUUCUCCAGACACUGGCUUUUCUCUUAACCUCUCUGAGCUGAGAGAUUAUGGUGCAUGUCUGUCAGAUAAUGAAAAAGAUGAUGAUGAGCAGGACCGAAGUUUACCCCAGGCUUUGGGUGUCUCAGGACAGUCUGUCAUCUCCCUCCUUACCCCUGAAGAACUGGAAAAGCUUAUAGAAGAGGUGAAGUCUUUAGAUGAGGCUACAUUAAAGCAACUCAGUGAGAUUCAUGUUACAGUUCUGCAUAAAGAAGAAGGUGCUGGGCUUGGAUUCAGUUUAGCUGGCGGAGUAGACCUAGAAAACAAAGACAUUACUGUGCACAGGGUUUUCUCGAGUGGACUAGCAUCGCAGGAAGGAACGAUUCAGAAAGGAGACGAAGUCUUAUCAAUUAAUGGGAAGUCUCUCAAAGGCUCCACUCACCACCAAGCGCUGGAGAUCUUGCGAAAAGCUCGCCAGACAAAGCAGGCAGUUAUUGUUACAAAGAAGUCCAAAGAGAGAAAAAGAAGCCUCAACACUUCUCUCGAGUCUUCUGUGUCAUCAGGAGGAGAAAAUUCAACAGACUGUACAUCUGAAGACCUGAUCUUCAUGGUGACUCUGGAGAAGACAUCUGCUGGUUUAGGGUUCAGCUUGGAAGGAGGGAAAGGCUCCAUCCAUGGAGAUAAACCAAUCAUCAUUAACCGAAUUUUUAAAGGAGCGGGAUCAGAACACAGCCCUGCUGUUCAGCCGGGAGAUGAGUUACUGCAGGUGCACAUGAAUCUGAUGCAAGGCCUCACCCGUUUUGAAGCAUGGAACUUCAUCAAGACAUUACCUGAUGGGCCAGUUACUGCAGUCAUCAAGAGGAAAACCUCCACCAGCACAACAGCUGGAUCUCACCAUGGAGAGGAGUAACAGUAGUACUAGUAACAACAGAUCUGUCCAUUUUAAGGCAAGGCUAAAAGGCUUUCAUUUAUCUCCCAAAGUACAGGUGAUCUAGUCACCCAUGGCCAGAUCCUUUUUUGUAAGCUGAGAGAAAGUUGAGCAGGACUGAGAACAGAGAAGACUAGGUGCAUUAGAAAUGUUUACUCCUUUGUGGUCUCACUGUUAAUAAAGUAGCAGCAGCAGCAAGUUAAUUUUAAAAGGCUCUAUUAACAAAGGAUGCCCAAGCAGAAACCUGCAAAUCAGGUUGAUGGUAGAACUGAUACCAUGAAAAUUAACUGAGCCUAGAUGUGUAAUAAUACUCUUCCAGUGUGGGAGAGUGGCAUGGGGAAAAAGAUUCUGGCUAUAUGGAAUUCUCUUGUCAGACCAGGAAGUAUGUAAGCAGACUCGAUGGUGCAUUUAAACAUGAGGCAUCCCAUGUGGCCCCUCUUGCACUUGAAGACAUGUAGCUGCUUUUCUAUCAACAUUACAGAAUGGAUGGGAAUGAACAAUUGCAUCCCUAGCUUUCACGUGGAAUACUGUGCAUGUGAUUUAACACCUUUCAGUUCUGUUCCAUGCUAUCCAAAUAAAUGGCUGUUGCUUUAAAUAUUGAAAAGCAAGAAACUUUCCCAGAUCCACUCAUUACAAAACCAUACCAAAAUGUUUGUGCAAACUCCAGCUCUUGUCAUUAGGCAAGCUGUUCCAUAAAGCAGGUUGGUAAUGGGGAAGAAAAGAACAGUGGUGUCGAAGACAUGGCAUCUACUUUUAAUUAACUCCUUUAAGACUUGUUUGGCUACCGCUAUGUAAGUAAUUGUGUUAAAUGUGUGAGGCCCCCACACAUAUAUUGUUGAAUUGCAAUUCAGCCACUCAGUCCUUAGGUGAAGAAUGUGGUGAGUUG
Sceloporus undulatus (fence lizard) is the source of this 6080-nucleotide messenger RNA. RefSeq names its product interleukin 16 (gene IL16). Gene Ontology annotation, biological process: leukocyte chemotaxis; induction of positive chemotaxis. Gene Ontology annotation, molecular function: cytokine activity; CD4 receptor binding. The coding region runs from base 914 to 5176 and encodes 1420 amino acids. The record is from RefSeq and is a predicted model, not a curated record. The transcript is spliced from 21 exons. NCBI's taxonomy places the organism in Eukaryota, Metazoa, Chordata, Lepidosauria, Squamata, Phrynosomatidae.